AUGCAAGCGCUUCGGUCAGAGGUAGCAGGGUUAAAGGGCGAGGUGUUGUCAAUGAAGGAGUCCAUGGAUUUCAUGAACAUCAAGUUUGAGGAAAUGAAGACUGAGGCAAAAGACAAAUUUGAAAUAUGCACCCAACUGCAGAAGGAAGUUGAAACCUUGAAAAAUGACAAUUUAGAGCUUGUCAAUCGACUGAAUGAAUUCGAACAGCACUCUCGUGCGUGUAACAUAGAGAUUCAGUGUGUGCCGGAGCAUAGAUCCGAAAACCUGAUCACAACAAUCUUGCAACUGGCAAAAACGGUUUCUUGCGAUAUAAAAGCUGAGGAUAUUCAUCAUUGCACCAGAACUGCUAAGUUGGAUGGGAAUAGUUCUCGACCUCGCAAUAUCGUGGCUAAGCUCAAAAGUCCACAUAUGCGUGACACACUGCUUGCGUCGGUGAUUAAGUUCAAUAAAACAGACAAGGAUAAUAAAUUGAAUUCUAGUCAUUUAGGAUUAGGAGGUGACAAAAAGCCAGUUUAUGUUGCGGAGCAUCUAACCGCCUACAACAAGAAACUGCACAAGGAAGCGAGACUCGCGGCAAAGGACAAGCAGUACAAAUAUGUGUGGGUUCGGAGCGGCAGAAUAUUAGUUCGUAAGGACGAUAAGGCUCAAGCCAUAGUAUUGAAAAGUUUAGAUUCCAUAAAAAGACUUUAA
Molecule: messenger RNA, 690 nt
Organism: Cydia fagiglandana
Lineage: Eukaryota; Metazoa; Arthropoda; Insecta; Lepidoptera; Tortricidae
Exons: 1
Coding region: 1-690 (229 amino acids)
Biological process (GO): retrotransposition
Cellular component (GO): ribonucleoprotein complex
Molecular function (GO): single-stranded RNA binding
Source: RefSeq, a predicted model, not a curated record